CUGCUGAAGAUUGGAGGCCUGGUCUACGAGUUCCUGGUUCUCCGACUAGCCUCCAUUUGGCCGGACAGGGGACAACAGUUUAGGGUUGCUCGAACAAAAGCUUCAACGGGCCACAGGACGGUUGUAUUAACGCCGAAGACGCACAUUUAGUGUGUUUACAGGAGAGAAGUCCAUCAUCUCACUGCCUCCUUCUGGAGGUUUGUUGAACUCUUUCCUGAGAACUAGAGAGUCAAGAAAGGAGCAAAAGCAGAACAAAACAAGCACGGGAAAGGGGCUGGAGCAAAGGAGGUUGACAUCUCUGAUGGCGACACACUGUGACAGUACCAGAGGGGUUGGGAUAGAUGACGACAUUAAGGAGCCAUCUUCAAAGGGAGCAGAGUCAAAUAAAGAGCGAGAAGAAAAACAUGCCAGUCCUAACCCCAAAAAGGCAGUUCACCACUCUAACAUCAAUGGAAAGUCUCACCCAAGUCCCCCUGAUCAUAGGGCGACAGACAGAAAUGGCACUGAGAAAGAGCAUGUAAGCUUUAGCACCAACCAUAACUCAGUGGUCUGUCUUCCUCUGGUGUCAGAGGGGCUGAAGUUGGUUUGGACUCAGUCAGAUCAGACCCGGGAGUUGGACACUAUUCCAGAACUUGUACAGGCCUUUAAUGUAUUCCCUUACCCAACGUCUCGGGAGGUGAGCGCAUUAGCUCGUCUCUGUGCUCUUCCGCUUGACAAGGUUAAAGUGUGGUUCAUGGUACAGCGGAUUAAAUAUGGCAUCAGCUGGGCUUCUGAGGAGAUCGAGGAGACACGUCGCAAGCUGGCAGGACCAGAACGUGUAAGUGUAAACAAAGUAGAGGACAGUAAGAUAAGGAAACGGAAGAAUGGAUCUGAGGAGUUUGUAGAGGAUGACGACGAUAAAGAGGAUUCCCUCCUCCUCUCCCCACGUUUUCCAUCCAAAAGACCGAAAAACGAAUCACCCGAGCCUGCGAAGUUGCCCCCUGCUGUCCCACAUUUCCGUUCAUCUCUCCCGCCCCCUCAGGACUCGUAUUACUACCGCCACCCUGUGGACACCCCAGCUGCAACACCAGUAGCAGCUUCUCUUAGUUCUCUGGAGUCUCCUCUUGCCUCCCAACAGCAGCGGCAGGGACGUUACAAAAAGUCCAAAGCGCAGUUGGCAGCACUCCGGAGCAGCUUUCUGCGAGAGAACUGGCCUGACGAAGCAGAGCUCCGACGCUUACAGGAGGAGACGGGUCUGAGUCGGAACGAGAUCCGGAAAUGGUUUAGUGACAGUCGGUACCAGCAGAGGAAUGGCCGUGCAGGAUCUGGCUUGACCUCUCCCUCAACCACCCAUGGAGUAAAUAGUGAACCUCAGUCUCAUCCUCUCUCUCUUGCCCCUCAGCUUCAGCCUCUUUCACUCGUUUCUCAUGGGCCACGCAAUCAGCAGCAAAACGGCGUCACAGGAAAGGUUCAUGGGGAGGGAAAAGGCAUUCGUGGGAAAGGGAUGCGAAGCGGUGGGUCAAGUCAUUCCCAUUUCUUCCAGCUUUUCCUGUCCAACACCCUUGAGGCAUUUGGUGAGAGUGCCACUGGAACUGACGAGGGUGAAACAUCUGCAGAGGAGGUCUCGGAAGAGAAGCCUAAAGAUGAGAGUGAGAUCCUCAGGGAAGAGGAGGACAAUGAGAAUGAGGAGUUGAGCAAGGACUGCGUCGUGCCUGUGACAGAGCCAGAGCCAGAGCCAGAGCCCCAAGCACCCGCCUCACCUUCUCCAUCCAGCCCCUCCCCCUCUGAUUCUGCUGCCUCACCUAAGAAACGCACUUCCACUAAAAGCAGCUCAGCACAGAAACCCGCACGCUCAGCCAAAGCUAACAAUUCAGUCACCUCAUCACCUCUUUCUAGUCCCUCUUCCACCUCCCGUGCACUAACGCCUGCUGGCCGCCCACGGAAAACCAAGGAGCAACUGGAUGUGCUUAAGCAACACUUUCUGCGCUGCCAAUGGCCUAAGAGUGAGGACUAUACACAGUUGGUGGAACUGACAGGCUUACCCCGGGCAGAUGUCAUCCAGUGGUUUGGGGACACACGCUAUGCUGUGAAGAACGGGCAAUUACGUUGGGUACGUGGUGUCCGUGACCAAAUCCUUGCAGAGAUAGCGCUACAGCAAAAUGGAGGAGGAGGAGCUGGUGCCAAAGACUCAAAUAAGACCCCUAAAAAUGGCAGCAGCCGCAAACGCAAGUCACAUGUGAAUGGUGGAUCAAGCACACCGACAUCAGCAAAAGACUCUCCAGAUGUUACUCCACUGGAGUUGUAUCGUACACAGAUAGGUGCACUGCAGGAGAAGGACCUGGAUACCCUCUGUCGAAAGUCAAAGAUGAGCUAUCAACAGGUGCGGGACUGGUUUGCUUCCCAAGAUAGUGAGCUACUGAUGACUAAUUCAGAGCUCAAUGUUACUGAUUGAUAAGACCUUGGGGCUAUGUUGACAAUUGGUUACCCUUUAGUCUCCUGUUAGAUACUGUCUCCCCUGUUAUUUGUAAAAUGUUGGGCCAGGACUUGCCCAAAGGUAUAGUAUGACAGUUGAUGUUACCAGCUCAAUAUUAUGCAAGCACUGCAAGACAUGCUAAUAUGACUGUUUGACUACAUCAGUCUUCCUAGCUUAAGUAAUGCUAUAAUAAGUACUUGCAGAAAAUAUGCUGUAUCCCUCCCCUUAAUAUUUCUCCUACAGAUUAAAUUUGUCCAUGCGCUUCAGGGAUGUUUCUUGUACACUGGUUGUUCUCAUUUUUAAUGUUUUCUUAAAUGUUUUUUGUAUAUAUUACCGUUGGACAAUUUUCUAGAGCCUGGAGUUGUAGCUCUUCGUGUUGUUAUACAAAUACAGAAUUUAAUAUCUUAAUUAAUCCUCCACUCGUGACUGUAGAGUAGUUAUACAUACAAGAGACUUGACAGAGUACUGAGAGCUUUUAUGUCCAGUAUGAAAAAGGCUACUGUCUGCAAUUAUUUUCCAUUCUCAAACUUCACACUACGACCCCAUUAACAGAUCUACAUGCUCUGCUUUAAAUUAUAAUAACAGAUUGAAAACUUUAAUACUGUCAAUGUGUGCCUUACAGUCUAUUUUGUGAAA
Messenger RNA from Chanos chanos (milkfish), 3088 nucleotides. It is a transcript of the gene homeza, whose product is annotated as homeobox and leucine zipper encoding a. The record is from RefSeq and is a predicted model, not a curated record. Gene Ontology annotation, biological process: regulation of transcription by RNA polymerase II. Gene Ontology annotation, cellular component: nucleus. Bases 302 to 2431 code for a protein of 709 amino acids. NCBI's taxonomy places the organism in Eukaryota, Metazoa, Chordata, Actinopteri, Gonorynchiformes, Chanidae. The transcript has 3 exons. Gene Ontology annotation, molecular function: DNA binding; DNA-binding transcription factor activity, RNA polymerase II-specific.